UUACGGUAGUCGGUUGCGUGUUUUUACCUCAGAGGACGACGGAUAUGGCAGCGGUUUACAAACAGCAGCAGCUCUCUAACUCUGGACCCCAGUGCAACGAGGACCAAGCUGCAACUGCUUCCUCUCUGUUUACAAGACCAAGUGCCAACAGCUGACUCAUUUUCCCCAGUGGCCUCGGCUAGCAGUGGAAUUACCCCGUAUCGAGUUCAAGCCUGUAAAUGUUGAUCUAAACGCUCCUGAGCAGCUCUCGUUUGUUUUUUUUCUGACCAUCUGGCUCCUUUCAGCUGUCUCCUCAAUGCCUCGAUGGAAAUCUUUCUUCAGUCAACACCUUCGGUGGUCCAGUCCUGUCACUCAAGCCCUCACCCUGUCUGUGGUUACGUUCUGUGUCAUUCUUCCUCUGUGCUGCCAUCGACUGCUGUACUCCUACUACUUCAUUAAGUCCAUGUACCUGGACUCCAUGAGUGAGGAUGUCCUGCAGGAAAGUCUUAAGAGAGGUCAGGAUGCUCUGCGCUUCUGGCAGAGUGCUCCCACCCCGACAUCCUCCAGGCUCAGCGACGUCUCUCAGCGUCCGGAACUGCUGGUUACUGUGGUGACAGCCAGGCGGAAUGAGGGGUGGGAUUUCCACUACCUGCUCCAGGUGAUGCUGCAGCUGAGCAGAUUGGUGAGGAGUUGUGGGGAGCAGCGGUGUGCAGAGGUGCUGCUCUGCGAUGUGGAAAGUGGCCCCCAGGAGAACCAGGACGCCAAGCUGCUGGAAGCCCACUUCAAGGUCAUUCGGCGGUCCCCUCAAGAGCAGCAGAAGAACUGGGGACAAGUCAACACCUUUGAGAGGGAGAAAAGAGAUUAUGUGUUUUGUCUUCGCAAAGGAUGGGAGCUGGCGAAGCCCAGAAACAUGGUUGUUCUGGAGGAUGAUGCUCUACCGAGACUGGACUUUUUCACCGUUGUUAAGGACCUGCUGUCUCGUCGGUUUGCCCUCCAGACUCUUUACAUCAAGCUGUAUCACCCUGAAAGGCUGCAGCGUUACUGGAAUCCUGAGCCCUACCGUAUCCUGGAGUGGGUAGGUCUCGGACUGGUCGGAGCGACAGCCCUCCUCCUCACCUUUCCUUACUGGAAUCCUUGCUCUUUUUCCUUUACUCUGUCACCGAGCCACCUCCUCUUCUUCACGCUCUAUUUUAUGGCUGCUGCAGAACUGCUAGGGCGGCACUAUCUCCUGGAGUUGCGGAGAGUUUCCCCACAGCUAUACACUGUUUCUCCGGCCACCGAGUGCUGCACCCCAGCCAUGCUCUUCCCUGGCAACGCCUCGCUUAAGGUGGCAGAUUACCUGGAUGGAUCCUUCUGUGUCAAAGGGAAUGCCAAAGACAUGGUCAUUUACCAUAUGGCCAGGACGAUUCCAGGGGAAAGGUCUCACAGUGUGGAGCCCAAUCUCAUCAAACACAUCGGGGCUUAUUCCUCAGUCAGGUCCAACCCAUCCAGACCCAAACUUUUAUGACAGAACCAGGAGGACAUAUCUCCAGCAUAUCAACUGUCUGGAUGUUUUGAGAUUUGGUGAGAACUGGUUUGAUGAUUUGAAACAUGAAAAAGUUGAGUAGAAGUUUUAGAUGUCUCAUCUGCCACUCAGCCAAGCCCCUCUCACCAAGCUUCAUCAGCGUCGUCAACUUUCAUGUUUGCUACUCUGCUGAGAGGUUUCGCACUUGUCACCUCUUUUAUUUCCCUUUUCAGAGAAGCCUAAUCUUUAUCAUCAUGAAUGGAUAAAUGACAAGUCAAGGAAAAGGUUUGUUUGUGCGCUUACAAAACCUUGGCUUCAGGUUGUGAUAGGAUUUAGUCCAACUGUUGAAUCUCAUCCUUAAGAAUGAUCUUUGGUUGAUACAUGCUCCUAAAAUAAAUGCAGUUUGAAAUUUAAUGUGAAUUAAUCACAGAAAACCAAAACAAACAGCAACACCUGUUUCCACUGAGGCGAAAGCGUACAUUUAAGUUAAGUUUGUCCCCAAACGAAAACAUUGUGGUGUUUUAGAUGCUGCUUGGUGGUAAAAUUAAACACCACUUCACAUUUCACAGGCAGAAUGAAUGACUGAUUUAACGAUCUACAGAUAAAUGGAAAUAGGAGGAGCAUCGGGACUGUUUUGGUCUACUAUGGAACCAUGUACAGAGCUAAAACACUGUCAGACUACCAAGCUGCUGUUGGAGAUGACUACAUCAGAACUUGGUGCCACCUGCAGAGCAGCGACAUGACCAAACGUCUGGUCUGGCACGCUCUGCGUCAGGCUUCAUGAGGUGACGGGGAACAUUGUUUCCAGAUUCCUUUGCUGCCUUCUGGUAGGGCUUCUCUCUCAGAGGGACAUGCAGCAUUGAAAGGCAACACACUGCUGCCUUUUCAAUCUUUCCAACCAAUUCUGAAACAAGCUGUUUUAAAUGAAGCUAACAAACAUUUGAUAGUUUGAUGCAGGGCUGUCCAAAGUCGGUCCUCGAGGGCCGCUGUCCUGUAGGUUUUCAAUGUUUCCUGCUUCAACACACCUGACUCAAAUGAAAUGGAUCCACCAGCCUAUUAGGUUUUGCACAGUGACUCAUUAAUUUGAGUCAGGUGGUUUUGGAGCAGGGACACAUUGAAAACCUGCAGGAUUGUGGCCCUCGAGGACCGAGCUGGACACCCCUGGUUUGAUGCAAACAGAAUGAGACUACAUGAACCUGGUUUAAAAACCACGUUGAGUUUGUCCUCAAGCAACCGUUUUCCUUUAGCUUUGCAGAGCUACUUAGUGAUGUGGGAUGUGUGUAGUUUAAACCAUGACUUCACAUCCAGGAGUAGUCUCCAUGACAGCAGCUGCUUAUUUUAUGACGUUCUGAUUGUACCCACUGCUGCCUGAAUCCCUCGGCGGUGUUCAGCUCUCUGCCCAAACACUCGACUGCACUGCUGCUUUCACAGACGCAGGAAUUUUGAUUAUCUUCUAGAUACAAGAGUUCUAGUUUACUACAGUAAAGACUGAUUAUUUAACAAAAACCUAGGAGCUCACCGAAUGUGCCUUUAAUAUUUUCCACUUUUAACAGACUCCAUAGUUUAAUUUAUCUGAGUUUACAUGUUCAUACAUAACCAGAUCCUUCAGAAAAUAGCAGAAGUUGUCAAAACGUUCGAUCAGAGGCCUUUAAGAGUUUUCCCCAGUUUACCACCGAUGACUCUGGACACAUAAUGAAGUUAUAAGUCAAACUGGUUCCUGUAAUCAGCUGUUAAUGACCAAAUGAAGAAAAGGAAAAACUGUAUGAUAGGUGUACAGGACUGUUAUCCUAAUGGGUUUUAUGUUGUGUUUAAGUAGGAGACCAAGCGACCUCUGAACACGGCUGGAAGGUCGUAUCGUUCAGACGGCCCGGCCUCCCAAGGCUGCCCAACAUGUGAUUAACUCGGCUUAUUUGAGCUGCGGUUGAGUCGGAUGUCAGUAGAUAAGAAGCAGCCUGCAGCUGGUUGGCUUUGUUUAAAGACUCAAAUCCACCAGCCUCAGAUUUGUUGUCAGCAAUAAAAAGUGUAGAAGUAUCAGGUUUACUGCUGCACUCCCAGCGAGGAGUGGAACUUGUUAAUCAUUGAGCAGCGAGACGUGUUUCUCGUCUUUCUGCUCAGCUCACUGAAGUGUACUUUCUACCUACAGAAUCUGGCUCAAAAAUAAGACACGUUUUUAUGAAAUGUUCAUCAUUAUAACACUCCAGCCUAUCACAAGCUGAUUUUAACCCAAUUAAAAAUGACAAAAUAUUAACACAGAAAGUCACUUUCUAUUUAAAACUCACAAAAAUCUAUUCACAGACAUUGUGUGCAUAAAAAAAAAAAAAAAGCAGCUUAAUAACACACAAGCAUGAAAUUCAGAUGAAUGUUAAGGUUCGUCAUCUUUGUUCUAGCUGGUCACGUUUUAAGAGAUUUAUGAUCCAGCUGUUCACUUUGUUCCUAAUGUGUGGCUUUUUUGGUUUUUGAGAACAUAAUUAUUAGGGACGCAUCGAUACCACAUGUUUUUUCAAACCCAGUACAAGUACUUACAUUUGAGUACUUGCUGAUUCGAGUACUGACAUGAGUACUAAUAAAUCCCCUUACAGCCCACUGGUAAGGAGAGCGGACCGGACGUGAUGAGUGGGUGGGUAAUCAAACGGGUGGUCCUGGCAGAAUCUUCCUAAAUAUGGAGGAUAAAGUGGUUUUUAGUGGAUUCUCUUCACCGCUGGGACAAAAGCACCUACAUUAUUUCCUGUUUCUCACCCGUUAUCUUGAUUUAACUUUCACUGCACUUUAUUAAAUAAUAUGAAUUAAAAUAAUUUAGAAAGAAAAUAUUUAAAAUAAAGAAUAUUAUUGUUAAUAUGAAGAUCUGUUGAUUAAAAUGAGAAACAAUCAGUUUUCUUUUCGUGUUGAGGUUUGCUGUUCAAGAGGAUUAAAAUAAUUUCCUCUGCUUUAGUGAAAUCAAACAUUUAAAAUGUAUUUUGCUUUGAUUCAAGUUUGAUUUGGUUUUAUGUCCAGCAUACACAUUUAAUUAUUAUCUAAAUGUUAAUGACAAACAUUUAAACUCUGGGGUUUGAUUUGGCUCUCCAUCUCUGGAUGUCGUUUUCUUUCUCUGUGUGUUUGUAAUGUGGAAACAACGGCCUGUUUAUAGGAGACGAUGCAUAUUAAAGUAAAGCAUACCUUACGAGGCCUUUGGAGCUCUGCAGAGGUUUCUUUACUUUGUUUAUUUAACACACCUUUUACAGCUGUGUGUGUAAAAUAAGCUCGUCGGCGUAGGUUGGUCUUUUUAAUGGGAAUUAAUUAUUUAGACAAAAGACUCUGAUCUUUGCUGGAAAAUACAAAUGAAUUAUUUCCUAUUAGUAGUAAGCUGAAUGAUGAGCUCUGUCCACUCUGACACUUUAACUGUUUUCUACACUAAAACACAAUAAAUCCCUUGGUUUGACGUGA
Molecule: messenger RNA, 4903 nt
Organism: Melanotaenia boesemani (Boeseman's rainbowfish)
Lineage: Eukaryota; Metazoa; Chordata; Actinopteri; Atheriniformes; Melanotaeniidae
Gene: pgap4
Product: post-GPI attachment to proteins GalNAc transferase 4
Exons: 2
Coding region: 296-1486 (396 amino acids)
Biological process (GO): GPI anchor biosynthetic process
Cellular component (GO): Golgi membrane
Molecular function (GO): glycosyltransferase activity
Source: RefSeq, a predicted model, not a curated record